Messenger RNA from Elaeis guineensis (African oil palm), 936 nucleotides. RefSeq lists its product as uncharacterized. Lineage: Eukaryota; Viridiplantae; Streptophyta; Magnoliopsida; Arecales; Arecaceae. The record is from RefSeq and is a predicted model, not a curated record.
CCUUAUCCGUCUAUAUAUUCCCAAAUCCCUCGAUUCCCUUCUCCCAAACCCUAACCCUAAGUCCGAUGGAUUACGAGACCUCCUCCCCCUCCUCGCCGUCGUCUCUCAAGCAGAAGCUCCGGUCCUCGAUCUGCUUCUCCUGCUGCUUCCGCGUCGCGCCCGGCGGAGAGGAUCCAGUCGCCGGCGCCGCCGACGAGGAGCGGCCGCUGUCGCUGAUCCGGUCGUCGUCGGUGUGGCUCCGGUCCAAGGCGCAGGAGCUACCGGAGAUCAAGAACCGGUGCCGGGGCAUGAUCUCGCGGAUGGGGCGGCAGCGCCGGCAGUCCGGGGACUUCGGGUACGACGCCCUUAGCUACGCGCUCAACUUCGACGAGGGGUUCGAGGACGAGGCGCUCGCCGAUGAGGAGUUCCGGUACCGGAACUUCUCCUCCCGCCUCCCGGCAUCCCCUCCGCCGCCCAGCGCCGUCGGGAUCGCGUGCUAGGAUUCUCGAAUCCGCCGUUCUUUUCUUUAUUGAACUCCUCGAUCCGACCGUGUGUUGUGUGUAAAUAUCCGUGCACCGUUCGGUAACGGUAAGAGGAUCGAGGAUUGUCCCAGAUCUGGCUUUAAUUCGUAAACUUUUUGGAAUUCUUGAGCCUCUUUAGCUCUUUUCGCCGACCAAGUCUCUCCAGUCUCCUCUUUUCUGUCCGGUGGGCUUAUAACUCCGGGUUCUGCUAACGUGCGCCGCAGAUGAUUGGGUUUCCGUCCGCCCGCCCGCCAUUGACGGGCAGAUCGAGGUCCCUGCAGGUCCUUCUGUACGAUUUUUAUAUGAUUAAUUAAUAAAUUCUAAGUUGAUGGAUAUAUAUUCCUAUCAUUCAAUGAAUCAAAAGCGAUGGGCUGCGGCUGCCCGUUAGGUUUGCGGCAGCAGCGCAGCUGGAGCCGGGAGACAAAUUGAUGGAAGG